This is a messenger RNA of Miniopterus natalensis, 6538 nucleotides long. RefSeq names its product FHF complex subunit HOOK interacting protein 1A (gene FHIP1A). NCBI's taxonomy places the organism in Eukaryota, Metazoa, Chordata, Mammalia, Chiroptera, Miniopteridae. The record is from RefSeq and is a predicted model, not a curated record.
AAAAGUUGCCCUCCGACGGUCUCCAGCCUCCUACUUCCUCCCCCGGCCCCGCGGCUGAGUUGGAGUCCGGCGGGGAGGAGCCGGGCAGGGACCUGCGAGGUCGCGGCGCGGAGCCGGCUGCCUUCCUCGCGGUCCUCAGCGCCGGCGGCUCCGGCUCCGGGUCCGCGUCCUCAGGACCACGCACAAACUUUCGGGAUUGUCCCGGGACACUUUUCCGGCGAGUCCGCACCACGCGGGGAGGAGGAGCCACGGCCAGGGGGACAGAUUUUGGAAGUCUUCCUGGUGUUUCUAGCCGCGCCAAGUGUUGGGUAAUUUUUUCCUGCCCCUCCAAUAGUGAAGUGAGCAAAAACACCCAGCAGGAGGCGAUUGAAGAGCCGUCACAGGAGGAACAGUUGAUCAGUGCCCUCCUUGUAAUACCCUUCAGAGCCAUCGGUUGAAAAUAGCCGUUUUUGUUUUUCUUUUGGCACGGUUUUGGAGGGUGACAAUGAAAUGUGAAGAAGUUACAUUUCUUAUGUGAUACUUGAAAGUUAGUGACUGCUUACGAAAUAUUCAUGAAAAUUAAAUAUGACUUAGAAGCACUGAUCUAUGAAGGUUUAUGAUGUCAUCGGUUGCGACAGAAAGCAAACUCCAGCAGGCUGUGAGCCUGCAGGGAGUUGACCCAGAAACAUGCAUGAUUGUAUUUAAAAACCACUGGGCACAGGUUGUGAAGAUCCUAGAGAAGCACGACCCCUUGAAGAACACCCAGGCGAAAUAUGGAUCCAUCCCUCCAGAUGAGGCCAGUGCAGUGCAGAAUUAUGUAGAACACAUGCUCUUCUUGCUGAUUGAAGAACAAGCCAAGGAUGCUGCAAUGGGGCCAAUCCUGGAAUUCGUGGUCUCUGAGAACAUUAUGGAGAAACUCUUCCUUUGGAGCUUGAGGCGGGAAUUUACUGAUGACACUAAAAUCGAGCAGCUAAAAAUGUACGAGAUGCUGGUCACUCAGUCGCAUCAGCCCCUGCUGCACCACAAGCCCAUUCUGAAGCCCUUGAUGAUGCUGCUGAGCUCUUGCUCAGGGACAACCACCCCUGCCGUGGAGGGGAAACUGGUUGUCCUGCUCAAUCAGCUCUGUUCCAUCCUUGCCAAAGAUCCAUCCAUCCUGGAACUAUUUUUCCACACAAGCGAGGACCAAGGGGCGGCCAACUUCCUCAUCUUCUCCCUUCUGAUUCCCUUCAUUCAUCGAGAGGGGGCCGUGGGUCAGCAGGCCCGGGAUGCUUUGCUUUUCAUCAUGUCCCUGUCCGCGGAGAACACCGUGGUGGCCCAGCACAUCGUGGAGAACACCUACUUCUGUCCAGUGCUUGCAACUGGGCUCAGUGGUCUCUACUCUUCCCUGCCUACAAAGCUAGAAGAGAAAGGCGAGGAGUGGCACUGCCUUCUGAAAGAUGACUGGCUCCUACUCCCUUCUCUCGUCCAGUUCAUGAACUCCUUGGAAUUUUGCAAUGCUGUCAUACAGGUGGCUCAUCCCUUAAUUCGUAAUCAGCUUGUAAAUUAUAUUUACAAUGGGUUCUUGGUACCAGUCUUGGCUCCUGCUCUCCAUAAGGUGACUGUGGAGGAGGUCAUGACCACAACUGCCUAUUUGGACCUUUUUCUGCGGAGCAUCUCCGAGCCAGCACUACUUGAGAUCUUCCUCCGUUUCAUCCUGUUGCACCAGCACGAGAAUGUCCACAUCCUAGACACUCUCACGAGUCGAAUCAACACCCCAUUUCGGCUCUGUGUGGUGUCCCUGGCAUUAUUUAGGACUCUCAUCGGUUUACACUGUGAAGAUGUGAUGCUACAGCUAGUUCUGAGGUACCUGAUCCCUUGCAAUCACAUGAUGCUGAGUCAGAGGUGGGCUGUGAAGGAGAGAGACUGUUACUCUGUGUCUGCAGCCAAGCUGCUCGCCCUGACCCCUGUCUGCUGCUCCAGCGGGAUCACCCUGACGCUUGGGAACCAAGAGAGGGAUUAUAUUCUCUGGUCAAAGUGUACGCAUGAUACUUCAGGGCCCGCCGAGCAGCUCGCAGAGGCGCCCGCCCCGUCGGCCUGCAUUGUGCAGUACGGCAAGGCCCUGGACAUCAGCUACCUGCAGUACCUGUGGGAGGCCCACACCAACAUCCUGCGCUGCAUGAGGGACUGCCGCGUCUGGUCCGCCCUCUACGACGGGGAUUCCCCCGACCCCGACACCUUUCUCCGGAGCCUGCCAGAGGAGAGCCCUGCCAGCUCCGCCUACCCCGGGCUCAGGCUCCCGCCGCAGCUCCCCAGCAAGACAGGGCCUCAGCCGGCUCCGAGAAAGGACAAGAGCCAGACGGAACUGGAGUGGGACGACAGCUAUGACACCGGGAUCUCCCCGGGGGCUGCCGUGGGCUCCCCCCGGCCUUAUGAUGAUCUGGAGAAUCCUGGCCUGCCAGCACCAAUCGACCCCCCUAAACACAUCCAGGAGAUGAAGAGGACCGCCAUCCUCCGCUUCAAAGGGUCCUACAUCGAGGAGUCCGACUUCCAGGAUGAUGUGAUGGUGUACAGGCUGUGUGCGGAGAAGGACUCUGAGGACACUGGAAAGUCACAGGAGGAGCCCGCAAGCCCCCUGGCCCAAGGCCAGACCGAGGUGCAGAGCACCCCCACGAACAACGGCCCCCUGCCCAGCCCUCAGCCAGAAACAGACUCCGAGGGGGAGCAUCACAGGGACAACUCGGACAUGUUUCCAGAUGUGUCCGAGGAGCAGCCACAAGAGAAGGAGCCCGAGGAAACCCCAGAACCAAACUCAGAGUUAGCAACCCCCCUCUCCGAGGCAGAGCACAGUUCAGACCCGACGGCUGCUGACCCAGAGGGAGAUUUCAUUGCCCGGUAUGACCAGAUCAUUAAAGACCUGGAUUCUGGCAGCGAGGGCUUGAUGGAACAGAACUUCUCCUCACCUGAUGCCUUGCUCGUCACAAAUGAGCAAGAAGGGAAGGAAGAGAGCAGAGGAGGAAGGGAGGCGGAGGAGGGGAAGGAGGACCUGGAAGAGGAGGAUGACUUUGACGCUUUCAUAGUGGAAGCUCCUGCCGAGGAGACCGUGCCGUCCCCGUUUGGGGUGAGAGACGAGACUGACCUUGCCAGUCACCACCCCAUGAGGACUCAGAGCACCCCAUUCACAGGCCCAUUCAUCAGUGUGGUCCUGUCAAAGUUGGAGAACAUGCUGGAGAACUCUUUGCAUGUUAAUCUGCUGCUAAUCGGGAUCAUUACUCAGCUAGCCAGCUACCCCCAGCCACUUCUGCGCUCCUUUCUGCUCAACACCAACAUGGUCUUCCAGCCAAGUGUCCGUUCUCUCUACCAGGUCCUAGCAUCUGUGAAAAACAAAAUUGAACAGUUUGCUUCUGUGGAGAGAGACUUCCCAGGACUCCUCAUACAAGCCCAGCAAUACCUGCUCUUCCGAGUGGACAUGUCCGACGUGACACCUGAGUCACUAACCAAAGAUCCCACUCAGGAUGCUUCCAGGACAGGAACUGGCAGGAGCCUUUUGGAUGGUCCCCCAAGAGUGCUUCAGCCCUUCCUGACAAACAGAGCCAAGGUGGCCGGGGUGCCCCCGAGCCUGCCGCUGCCUGUGAGGAACACCAUGCUGGCCGCCGCCCUCUUCCCGGAGUUCCUGAAGGAGCUGGCGGCCUUGGCCCAGGAACACUCCAUUCUCUGUUACAAGAUCCUGGGGGACUUCGAGGACUCCUAUUGUUAGCUUUUUUUUUUUUUUUAAAAUAGAGGUUCUUGUUUUUUAAGGUUAUAGUGUCUUGACUGAAUGUUAAAUGCAAAGCUGCUUACAAAAAUUUCUACUUUGAUAUUUCCUGACAAUACUUGAUUUGUGGGGAGGGGACCUUUCUGUCCACCUCCUCUCCUCUAGCCGGGUCUUUCCGCCCUGCUUUAAACAGAAUGUAAGUCUCAUAAGCUGGCUGCUCCUUUGCUGGGGCUUCUUUGCUCGGUUGUUCUUCCUCAAAUAUUUUGGUGGUUAUUCUCCAUCCCUUUGUGUCAACUCAUCUUGCAGCAUAGAUCGCACCAAGCGGAUUCUGGGGUUCAGUGAUUUCUGGAGGCACCCGUGUCAGGAGGUCGGCCCCUCCAUCACACGCGAAGCGAGCACACCGUUCCCGUGGCCCUCUGCACCUUGGCUUCCGUUUUAUAAAAGGGAAGAAUAAAGAAGGGCCCCCUCGCCUCCAUCACGUAAGCGCGCACCACGUGUCCCUUUGCAUUUUACGCCCAACACUCGCGUUCGGAGUCGGGUGCGGUUGGAGGGAACCUGGAAAGCAGGGCAGUUUCCUUGCUGCUGGAGAGAUGACUCGGUGGAUCACCCAAACACGGAAAGUAGCCUUAUCGUAGUCAGAUUUACACAAAGUGAAAUAUACCUAUGCAAACUGUUUCUUUGGUUUUUAGGAUUUUGCUCAGAAGAAAGCAUGCUAUCAUAGCUAUCACAUACUUAUAUAAGAUGAUGGCCAUCAUUAUUUUUUAGAGUGUUUUAUGAAAAACAGAUUAAUUUGUGGAGCUCUUUCAUAGGUGGCUGUUUUUGGUUUGUUUGUUGGUGUAUGUGUGUGGGGGGAAUAUGGAGUGAGGGGAAAAGAACUUAAAUGUAGCCUGUAAAAUCAUUGGUAAUUAUUUUAAAUUUUGUUUGCUUUUCCUAACGUGUUGCACUUUGUAGAAAACCAGAAGUCCUGGCACUUUGGGAGUUGGGAUGGAAAUGCAAACAGGUCGUAGGGAGCCUUGCAACGCCAAGUGCCUGCUCCACGCAGGAAUGCCGCCUCCUGAGUAAUGGGGUUCGUUAGAAGACUCCAGAGUGACGUGUUAGUGCCUCCCUGCUGCUUUUCUGCCUGUUCCAAGAGGCACAGUUAUACUUAGAGCCACAGUCUCCUCAAACCACUGAGGAGGGGAAACAAAAUAAUUGUGGGCUAAAAAUGAUACCCUAAACUGGUAUCGAUAGGUCUUCAGUUCUACUUUGGGUAUUCAAUUCCCCCUGUAUUUGGGGCAGGUGAUAGACACCCACGAGGAGGAGCCGCCCUGUUUGGAGAGAAGUUGGAAGCUCCAGCUCUCUCUCUGUGGGCGUCACUGCUGAGCCCCAGGGGGAGGGGGGAGGGUGGUGGGCAGCCGCAGGUCUGGUGGUUGUGUCUCAGGAACACUGGUUUGAUUUUAAGCAGCCUCAGUACAGGAGGCGAGUGGAGGAAACAAUUACACCCGAGACCCUGCAGAGCAGAGGCCACCCUUUUGUGUUUCAGGGACCUUGACUCAGUGCUGUAUGAGCGCGGCCAGCCCAUGGAAUGACGACACCCGGAGAUCUGGCUUGGGCGGGGGGCUCUUAGGGGCCAGCCUCGCAGUGUUUCUGACUCUAAGCAAGAAAUCAGAUGCCAACUCAUUGAAAGUUUCUGACUUCAGUUUUGUCUGCCUUUAAAAAUGGUUUGCCCAGCUGUGGUGCAGCCAUCAGAACGUGUGAGGCCCAGCGGACUGGCCUGCUCGGGGCUUCCUGGCGCCUGCUUGUAUUUGUACAACCAAGGGGUCUCCACUGGAAAUAGGUGGCUUAAGGAAGGGAAAGCAAGGGCCAGAAAGAUGGAGUGUAAGCUGUAAGUUACUAUUCUUUCCUUUGUUUUGCACAAGUAUUUAUCUUCCAGCUUGGACUUAGCAGGUAUAUAAAAUGCCAAAGCCGUAUCUGGAAACUGUAUUUAAGCCUUUAGGUUUGAUUUACGCUCCUCUCCACUGCCUGGUGAUGGUGUCAGUUCUUGGUUCCAUGCUGCUUUAUCAUAGACCACCACAGACCUCUGUGGAACAUGCUUCUUGGGAGAGAGACUGAUUUUGUGCCUUAGUAUUUUUUUAAAUAGGUACUGAAGUAGACUGACUUUACAGAGACAGCUGACCAGUGUCCGGGGUGAGAGGCAGGAAAAUGAACUCCGGUGGUAGGGUGCUGGUAGCAAACUCACAUUGACAACCUUCUCUAUUUGACACUGGAAACUGGUCCAUGUUUCUAAACCCACUGCAGCCCCCUCCAGGGUAUUGUGUCCAGGGUUUUCCACCAUGACCUGGUGGAAACUGACCUGGAAAUACAUUUUAGAAAACCCAUUUGGUUGAGUGAAACAGCCAGGUGGGUUAGUAAGGGUGGGUCGGGGAAUGGCGUGGACAUGCCAGGGGAAAACCAUGAAACGGAGGCUAUAAAGAGAGAGCAGAUCCUGAGGGGUUUGGAGGAAUGUACGUGGUCUAGGUAGAUAUGAAGAUACUGUACAGCAGGUGGGUGAUCAUGGGACAACUCCUGGGAAUGAAGAGGAUUCUAGUCACACAGUAGAUGAGGCCUUAGAAAUAUCUUAUGUGUGGUUAAGUUUGGGCGAAAAAUUGAAAGAUAUUUGGCAUGCUUUAAAACGUGGCCUGAGUAUAAGACACUUUCGCAUGUGGACAGACUCGCAUGUCCAACAGUGUGCUACUUGUGGAAGCCAUGGGCAGAGCCUUUGGUGCAGCCCGAGGCUGGCGUCACUGUGUCUGGCCUGAUGGCCCAGGGCAGUGCAGGCAAGUCGGGGGUUCCUGGAACAUCACAUUAACC